AUGAUCGUCUCCUUCCCUGAUAUUUUUCAACUUCUUCUAGCCUUUUUAUUCUUCCUAUUUGGAAACCUACUCAUCUUCUUCAAGGCAGACGGUCCCCGAAAACUUAAAAAACUUUCCGAUCUGUACUUUCUUUUCCAUCACCAAAUUUCUAGUGGGAUUUUACUGGAUCUGAGGAAUUUGGAGAACUUUGGAUGUAAAAAGAUGUCUUCUUUAAGCAGAGAGCUGGCUUUCUUAAUUCUUCAGUUUUUGGAUGAAGAGAAAUUCAAAGAAACAGUUCACAAUUUGGAAAAGGAAUCGGGAUUUUUCUUCAACAUGAGGUACUUUGAGGAUGCUGUGACCAAUGGUGAAUGGGACGACGUGGAAAAAUAUUUAUCAGGGUUUACAAAGGUUGAUGAUAACCGUUACUCCAUGAAAAUUUUCUUUGAGAUCCGGAAACAGAAGUAUCUUGAAGCUCUUGACAAGCGCGAUAAUGCAAAGGCUGUGGAGAUACUUACAAAGGAUUUGAAAGUGUUUUCGAGUUUUAAUGAAGACCUCUUUAAGGAAAUAACUAUGCUCCUAACCUUGCAGAAUUUUAGGGAGAAUGAUCAGCUUUCCAAGUAUGGUGAUACCAAGUCAGCUAGGGGUACAAUGCUCGUUGAGCUAAAAAAGCUGAUUGAGGCAAAUCCGCUCUUUCGUGAUAAACUUCAGUUCCCCAACUUAAAAAACUCAAGACUGCGGACGCUAAUAAACCAAAGUUUGAAUUGGCAGCAUCAGCUCUGUAAGAAUCCAAAGCCUAAUCCUGAUAUAAAAACCCUAUUUGUUGACCAUUCUUGCGGACAACCGAAUGGUGCCCGAGCACCAUCCCCGGUCAAUAAUCCGCUGAUGGGUUCCAUGCCUAAAGUUGGGGGAUUCCUACCUAUGGGUGGUCCUGGCCCAUUCCAACACGCCCCAGCCCCUAUGACAGCAUCACUUGGAGGCUGGAUGGCCAAUCCAUCCUCUGUACCUCACCAAGCUGUUUCUGUUGGGCCUAUGGGCUUAAUUCCUCCUAGCAAUGCUGCAUCUAUGCAAAAGCGUCCUAGGACUCCUCCUACUAAUAAUCCAGCACUGGACUAUCAAACUGCUGAUUCUGAACACACGCUGAAGAGAUCUAGACCUUUUGGAGCAUCAGAGGAGGUUAACAAUCUCGCUGUGAACAUAUUGCCUGUCACAUAUCCUGGACAAAGUCAUUCCCGUUCCUCGUAUUCUGCUGAGGACUUACCCAAGAAUGUUUUUGCACACCUGAAUCAGGGUUCUUCUGUAAAGAGCAUGGAUUUCCACCCAGCAUAUCAAACUCUGCUCCUUGUGGGUACCAAUAUUGGCGAUGUUGCUAUAUGGGAAGUGGCGAGUAGAGAGAGGCUUGCUUUUAGAAAUUUUAAGGUUUGGGAUCUUGGAGGAUGCACAAUGGCUCUGCAGGCUUCUUUGGCUAGCGAAUAUACUGCAUCAGUUAACCGUGUAAUGUGGAGCCCUGAUGGAACCCUUUUUGGUGUGGCAUAUUCGAAGCACAUUGUUCACAUAUAUGCUUAUCAUGGCAGUGAUGAUUUAAGGAAUCACCUUGAGAUUGAUGCCCAUGUUGGUAAUGUCAGCGAUCUUGCUUUCUCUAAUCCUAACAAGCAGUUGUGCAUCAUAACUUGUGGAGAGGAUAAGGCAAUUAAGGUGUGGGAUGCAGCUUCUGGUGCUAAGCAGUACACUUUUGAGGGUCAUGAAGCACCUGUUUAUUCUUUAUGCCCCCAUCAUAAGGAAAACAUUCAGUUCAUCUUUUCAACUGCUAUUGACGGGAAGAUUAAGGCAUGGUUAUAUGAUAAUAUGGGGUCAAGGGUUGAUUAUGAUGCUCCAGGUCACUCUUGUACUACCAUGGCCUACAGUGCUGAUGGGACAAGGCUAUUUUCUUGUGGUACUAGUAAAGAUGGCGAAUCACACAUUGUGGAGUGGAAUGAGAGUGAAGGGGCAGUCAAGCGGACAUACCUUGGUCUUGGGAAACGGUCUGUAGGAGUGGUUCAAUUCGAUACAACAAAGAAUCGGUUCUUGGUCGCUGGUGAUGAUUUUGUAAUAAAAUAUUGGGAUAUGGAUAAUGUAAACCUCUUGACUGUUACUGAUGCUGAGGGUAGUUUACCGGCUUCGCCUUGCAUUAGGUUUAAUAAGGAAGGGUUGCUAUUGGCUGUAUCAACUAGUGACAAUGGUGUUAAAAUACUUGCAAAUGCCGAAGGUGUUCGGCUUAUGCGCUCUAUUGAAAAUCGUGCAUCUGGAUCUGUUGUGAAGAGGCCUAUGAUCAAUGCAUUUGGUGCUUCUAGUUCAGCUGCUGUGACAAGCAGAGAUAUGAUUGCUCUGAAUGGUGAUAGAAGUUUGCCAGAUGUAAAACCUAGAAUUUCUGAUGAGCUGGAAAAAUCUAGAAUUUGGAAGCUGACUGAAAUUGACGAACCAUCUCAGCUUCGUUCCCUGAGGCUUCCUGAUAGUUUACUGUCAGUGAGGAUUAUGAGGUUGAUUUAUACAAAUUCUGGAGGUGCCAUAUUAGCUUUAGCAUAUAAUGCUGUCCACAAACUCUGGAAAUGGCAAAAGAAUGAGAGAAAUGUUACUGGAAAGGCAACCACUGCUGUGCCCCCUCAACUAUGGCAACCUUCUAGUGGAAUAUUAAUGACCAAUGACAUAUCUGAGACGAACCUUGAGGAAGCUGUUCCAUGCUUUGCACUCUCAAAGAAUGACUCUUACGUUAUGUCAGCAUCAGGAGGAAAAAUUUCCCUAUUUAAUAUGAUGACAUUCAAGACAAUGACUACGUUUAUGCCCCCUCCACCGGCGGCGACAUUUCUUGCCUUCCAUCCUCAGGACAAUAAUGUCAUUGCCAUUGGCAUGGAAGAUUCGUCCAUACAAAUUUACAAUGUCCGAGUUGAUGAGGUAAAAAUCAAGCUCAAAGGUCACCAGAAAAGAGUAACUGGCCUUGCAUUUUCCAAUGUUUUAAAUGUUCUCGUGUCAUCUGGAGCUGAUGCUCAGCUAUGUCUUUGGAGCGUAGAUGGUUGGGAAAUGAAGGCGAGUAAGUUCUUGCAGAUUCCUCCCGGUUGUGCACCAAAGCCUCUUGCACAUACACGGGUUCAGUUUCAUCAGGACCAGGUUCAUGUGUUGGUUGUUCAUGAAACGCAAUUAGCUAUCUAUGAGGCUUCAAAACUCGACAGUGUCAAACAGUGGGUUCCUCGAGAAUCAAGCUCUGCAAUUACGGAUGCUACAUUUUCAUGCGACAGCCAAUCAGUUUAUGCAAGCUUCGAAAAUGGGAGCAUUUGCGUCCUCACUGCUACAGGACUGAAACUAAGGUGUCGCAUCAAUCCUGCAGCCUAUUUGCCUUCUAAUCCGAGCUCAAGGGCAUAUCCACUUGUCAUCGCCACUCAUCCAUCUGAACCUAAUCAAAUUGCAUUAGGACUCAAUGAUGGUGGAGUGCACGUGUUGGAGCCCCUGGAAAUGGAAGGAAAAUGGGGCACUGUCCCUCCGCAAGAAAAUGAUGAUUACAUUUUCCUUGAAACUUUGCCAUUGCUAGUUACUACUCGAUUCACCUCAGAAUCACUGAACUUGUUCUAUAAAUAUAGAAGCAAUUCUGUCCGUGGACAAACCCGGGCUGGUCCACCUUGGGAAGAUAUGAAGAAGAAAUCAUCAGAUUCUGUUAAUGGGUUGUUUGGGAAUGCGUAUUUCAUGAAGUGGACAGCGGAGGAUUUGUUGGGUGUAGUGAGGCACCAUCCUAUACCGUGUGUCUUCGCCGCCGCAUUGCUUUUCUUCAUGGGAGUAGAAUACACUCUAUACAUGGUGCCUUCGACGGCGCCGCCGUUUGAUCUGGGGUUCGUCGCCACCAUAUCCCUCCACCGGCUGCUUGAAUCUAGGCCAGCUCUCAAUACUAUUCUUGCUGGCCUCAAUACGGUUUUUGUGGGAAUGCAAACUGCGUAUAUACUGUGGACGUGGCUAAUCGAGGGCCGGCCGAGAGCCACAAUAUCGGCCCUGUUCAUGUUCACGUGUAGAGGAAUUCUUGGAUAUGCCACACAGCUGCCACUACCAGAGGGAUUCUUAGGUUCCGGAGUGGAUUUCCCAGUUGGAAAUGUUUCAUUUUUCCUGUUUUAUUCCGGGCAUGUUGCUGCAUCGAUUAUUGCAUCUCUAGAUAUGAAACGAAUGCAAAGAUGGGAGUUGGCUUACACAUUUGACGCUCUAAAUGUUUUACAAGUCGUAAGGUUGUUGAGUACAAGAGGUCACUACACGAUUGACUUGGCUGUCGGCAUUGGCGCGGGAAUACUAUUUGAUUCUCUUGCCGGGAAGUAUGAAGAUAGAAAGAAAAGAGAAGUUUGUAAUCACUAA
Messenger RNA from Fraxinus pennsylvanica, 4338 nucleotides. The record is from the annotation of a GenBank genome assembly. NCBI's taxonomy places the organism in Eukaryota, Viridiplantae, Streptophyta, Magnoliopsida, Lamiales, Oleaceae.